AUGGAAACUGAAACCGAAACUCAAAACGGCUCAGCUGUUUGUCCCAGCUCGGCUCCGUCUCCUGUCCGUCCUUUCGCAUGCGACGGCACGAUGGGACGCCACUUAGCUCGGCGGCUAGUUGAGAUCGGCGUCCGUGACGUCUUCUCUGUUCCCGGCGACUUCAAUUUAACUCUUCUCGACCACCUGAUCGCUGAGCCGGAGCUUAAUCUUGUCGGCUGCUGCAACGAGCUUAACGCCGGAUAUGCUGCUGACGGUUACGCGCGUGCCAAAGGUGUCGGCGCGUGUGUUGUUACUUUCACCGUUGGUGGACUUAGUAUCCUCAACGCCAUCGCCGGAGCUUACAGUGAGAAUCUUCCGGUGAUUUGUAUUGUUGGAGGACCUAAUUCUAAUGACUAUGGUACCAACCGAAUCCUUCAUCAUACUAUUGGAUUACCUGAUUUCUCUCAGGAGCUUCAGUGCUUUCAGACGAUCACAUGUUUUCAGGCUGUGGUGAAUAACUUGGAUGAUGCACAUGAACUUAUUGAUACUGCAAUUUCUACUGCUUUGAAGGAAAGCAAGCCUGUUUAUAUAAGUAUAGGUUGUAAUCUUCCUGGAAUUCCUCAUCCAACUUUUGCUAGGGACCCUGUUCCAUUUUUUCUUGCACCAAGGGUAAGCAAUCAAGCAGGGUUAGAAGCGGCAGUGGAAGAAGCAGCUGCUUUUCUAAACAAAGCUGUGAAGCCAGUUAUUGUGGGUGGGCCAAAACUAAGGGUUGCAAAAGCACAAAAGGCUUUUAUGGAGUUUGCAGAAGCUAGUGGAUAUCCAAUAGCUGUUAUGCCCUCUGGCAAAGGACUUGUACCAGAAAACCAUCCACAUUUCAUCGGAACAUACUGGGGUGCUGUUAGUACUAGCUAUUGUGGGGAGAUAGUGGAGUCUGCUGAUGCAUAUGUUUUUGUUGGUCCCAUCUUCAAUGACUAUAGCUCUGUUGGAUACUCAUUGUUGAUCAAGAAGGAGAAAUCCUUAAUAGUACAGCCUAAUCGAGUCACCAUUGGCAAUGGUCUUUCGUUGGGCUGGGUUUUCAUGGCUGAUUUCUUAACUGCAUUGGCUAAAAAGGUGAAGACUAACACCACGGCUAUGGAGAACUACCGUCGUAUCUAUGUUCCUCCAGGCAUUCCUCUUAAGCGGGAGAAGGAUGAACCUCUUCGAGUUAAUGUUCUAUUCAAGCACAUUCAGGCGCUAAUUAGUGGAGAUACUGCUGUAAUAGCUGAAACUGGAGAUUCAUGGUUUAACUGUCAGAAGCUUCGUCUUCCUGAGAAUUGCGGUUAUGAAUUUCAGAUGCAGUAUGGAUCAAUUGGUUGGUCAGUUGGUGCUACUCUUGGAUACGCACAGGCUGCAACAGAUAAGCGUGUGAUUGCGUGCAUAGGGGAUGGAAGUUUUCAGGUGACAGCCCAAGAUAUUUCAACAAUGAUCCGUUGUGGACAAAGAAGCAUCAUCUUUCUGAUCAACAACGGAGGUUAUACAAUUGAAGUUGAGAUUCAUGAUGGCCCAUAUAACGUGAUCAAGAAUUGGGACUAUACCGGCUUUGUGAGUGCCAUCCAUAAUGGACAAGGGAAAUGCUGGACUGCCAAGGUACGUACAGAGGAAGAUUUGACAGAAGCAAUUGCAACAGCUACUGGAGCAGAGAAAGAUUCACUAUGUUUUAUAGAAGUUUUUGCACAUAAGGAUGAUACCAGCAAAGAGUUGCUAGAAUGGGGAUCUCGUGUUGCUGCGGCCAACAGUCGUCCUCCUAAUCCCCAAUAG
This is a messenger RNA of Vicia faba (fava bean), 1776 nucleotides long. NCBI's taxonomy places the organism in Eukaryota, Viridiplantae, Streptophyta, Magnoliopsida, Fabales, Fabaceae. The record is from the annotation of a GenBank genome assembly.